This is a messenger RNA of Micropterus dolomieu (smallmouth bass), 6514 nucleotides long. Its product is annotated as microtubule-associated serine/threonine-protein kinase 1-like. Gene Ontology annotation, biological process: intracellular signal transduction; peptidyl-serine phosphorylation. Gene Ontology annotation, molecular function: protein binding; magnesium ion binding; protein serine/threonine kinase activity. The transcript has 26 exons. Bases 1479 to 6425 code for a protein of 1648 amino acids. NCBI's taxonomy places the organism in Eukaryota, Metazoa, Chordata, Actinopteri, Centrarchiformes, Centrarchidae. The record is from RefSeq and is a predicted model, not a curated record.
UGAGUAGUCCACACAUGAAAAUAACACCUGAGAAAUCCACUUCCCACUUUACAAGCUGUUAUGUAAGACAACAACCCUUGUGCAUCUCCGUGCGGGAUGACACAUCCAGCGGUGGCAGCUGGAGCAGCGAGUGAGUCCUUUAUGGUUCAAUGAUUUCACUUCUUCAUUACGGCCUGUACCUGUCCUCACUGGUCCUUUUCUUCCUCUCUGUCUGUCCCUCUAUCCCUCCAUCGCCUCGUCACUCCUGCCAUUAUAUUUCCUGGCAGCAGCCGUCGUGGGGCUGGACCUUGAGGAAAUUAAAAAUCUUUGUUGCUUUGUUGCGCUCCCCUGUGGGUGGAUGGUCAUCCAUAAAGUCCUGUAUUAUGGCCUGUCACAUAUGCACACACACACACGCACAAAGACAUACUGUACUUAAGAUAAAAACAUACACACUUACAUCCGCACAUACUGUACAAUAGGCUAUACAUUUACUCAUGGUGACAAGUAGGCACACAGACUCAAAGCCAAACAAAGAUGCAGUAUAUUCAUUAACUUGAGUUGCUGUGUUCAUUAACUCAGAAUUUGAGGAUCACUCUGUUGUGUGUGCGUGUGUGUGCCAGUUGUCAUCUGUCUGGUAUCGCCUUAAAUAUAAUGAAGACAAAUAUUGAUAUGCUCUUUGUUCUCAUAUAUGUUCUAGUUGUAGAACCAGUAACCGAAAAAGCCUCAUCCUGACUAGUACGUCCCCGACCCUGCCACGGCCGCAUUCUCCACUGCCUGGACACAUAGGAAGCAGUCCGUUGGACAGCCCACGCAACUUCUCACCAAGCGGACCUGCCCACUUUUCAUUUGCCUCUUCUCGCAGUGAAACUCUGGACACACAAACAUGCAAAAUGAAACUGCAUGCCUCUGCCCUGUCAUUGUCCUACGCUGCUCCCACCAAGUGUCCGUGUGACAGAGCUUUGACAGCAGGCCGAGAUGAAUGAGGCGAGGUGCCAGGAUUUUGCCCAAACGUGUAUCCCUCAUCACUCACUCAGAGGAAGUGUCAGACUCAGGGGUGGCUGGAGAACGCCUGAGGGAAGAGCAGAAUAAAAAGAACAUAAGUGCAAUUUGCUAGAUUGAAAGGAAGUGAAGGUGGUGAAAUUGCUUUAGUAUAACCACUGAUUGUGUUGUUUGAUGAGACUAAAAUAGAAACUGAUAUUGGAGUUUUGGCUGUUGAAAGAGGCAGAGAAAACCAUUUCAUUCUAACACAUGUUCUCCCUUUUCCACUUUCCUUUCUUUUCUCCUCAGGGCUGAUGGUCGUAGAUGGUCCCUGGCUUCUCUGCCAUCCUCAGGAUAUGGCACCAACACACCUAGUUCAACAAGAAGCAGAGAUGGAUGAUAAAGAGGGGCAACAGAGACAAAAAAGCCAGUGUAGGUGGAAGGCAAACGUGUUUUGAAGCAAACCGAGAGACAACAACAAUGUUCACUUUUGUCUGAGUGAAAGCAUACUACUCAGAGAAAUGAACACUGCCAAGGCCCAUUUGUCAUCCAGCUCAUCCCAAGAGCGUCUGCACCAGCUGCCCUUCCAGCCGACCAUGGACGAGUUGCACUUCCUGUCCAAGCACUUUGGCAGCACUGAGAGCAUCACAGACGAUGAUGGAGGCCGACGCUCGCCGCACGUCCGCCCUCGCUCUCGAAGCCUUAGCCCGGGGCGCUCUCCAUCCUGCUAUGACAAUGAAAUAGUGAUGAUGAACCAUGUCUACAAGGAGCGAUUCCCCAAGGCCACAGCUCAGAUGGAGGAGAGGUUGGCAGAGUUCAUCCACAACUACUCCCCAGAGAGUGUUCUACCACUGGCCGAUGGUGUCCUCAGCUUCAUCCACCACCAGGUAGCCGAGCUGUCCAGGGAUUGCCUGACCAAAUCUCGUGAGGGCCUCAUCACCAGCGUCUACUUCUGUGAACUGCAGGAGAACCUGGAGAGGCUGCUGAAUGACGCUUAUGAACGCUCAGAGAGUUCGGAGCUGACCUUCGUCAUUGAGCUGGUGAAAAAGCUCUUUAUCAUCAUAUCUCGUCCAGCCAGGCUCCUGGAGUGUUUGGAGUUCAACCCUGAAGAGUUUUACCAUCUGCUGGAGGCAGCGGAGGACCAUGCCAAGGAGGGACAACUGAUGAAGGCAGACAUCCCUCGAUACAUCAUCGGCCAGUUGGGGCUAACCAGAGACCCUCUGGAGGAAAUCGUGAGCCUUGACAGCUACGACAGUGAGGGUCCACAUACUCCAGAGACUGACGACUCAGCAGAGGGAAAAGGGAGAGCCAUCAAGCCUCCGAGUGAAGAAGAUUUUCAGAGCAUCAAGCUGAUCAGCAACGGCGCUUAUGGUCCCUCCAGUUUUCACUUCUUGGCUCUUCUAUCUCGUCAUCUCUCCAGCGCUGUCUACCUGGUGCGCCACAGGGAGACACGUCAGCGUUUUGCCAUGAAGAAGAUCAACAAGCAGAAUCUGAUCCUGAGGAACCAGAUUGAACAGGCGUUCGUAGAAAGGGACAUCCUCACCUUCGCAGAGAACCCGUUUGUCGUCUCCAUGUUCUGCUCCUUUGAAACGCGGAGACAUCUGUGCAUGGUCAUGGAAUAUGUUGAGGGUGGGGAUUGUGCCACUUUGCUGAAGAACAUUGGGGCUCUGCCCGUGGAGCUGGCGAGGAUGUACUUUGCAGAGACUGUUUUAGCUUUGGAAUAUCUGCACAACUAUGGUAUCGUCCAUAGAGACCUCAAACCUGACAAUCUACUAAUCACCUCCAUGGGACACAUCAAGCUCACAGACUUUGGCUUGUCGAAGAUGGGUCUAAUGAGCCUCACCACCAACCUGUACGAGGGACACAUUGAGAAAGAUGCCAGAGAGUUCCUGGAUAAGCAGGUAUGUGGCACUCCAGAGUACAUCGCUCCUGAGGUGAUUCUCCGUCAGGGUUAUGGAAAGCCGGUGGACUGGUGGGCCAUGGGCAUCAUCCUCUAUGAGUUCCUGGUGGGCUGUGUGCCUUUCUUUGGGGAUACUCCGGAGCAGCUGUUUGGACAGGUCAUCACAGACGAUAUAGUUUGGCCUGAAGGUGAUGACGCCUUGCCUGCGGAUUCCCAGGACCUCAUCUCAUCCCUGUUGCAGACCAACCCUCUUGUGAGGUUGGGUACAGGUGGAGCAUUUGAGGUGAAGCAGCACUCAUUCUUCACAGAGCUGGACUGGAACAGUUUGCUGAGACAAAAGGCAGAGUUCAUCCCUCACCUGGAGUCAGAGGAGGACACCAGCUACUUUGAUACCCGCUCGGAUCGUUAUCAUCACAUCAAUACGUAUGACGAGGAUGACACCAAUGACGAUGAGCCUGUAGAGAUCAAACAGUUCUCUUCCUGUUCUCCUCGCUUCAGCAAGGUGUACAGCAGCAUGGAGCAUCUGUCUCAGCUGGAGCAGAAAGCCUCGACCUCUGUGUCCCGCCGGGAGCACAAGGGUCCGCGCGAGGACAAAGUGACCAAGAGAGAGAGCCUUGGUAGCUUCAGCAUGAGAGACAAGAGCUGGAGGACUGGGUCCCCUGAGAUGAAACGCCUGUCUUGUUCAGAGUCCCUCUACAUGGACGGGGAUGCAAGCCCUCCCCUUGGUGCUCGACGACGCUUCUCAGCACUCAUGGAUACACAUCGUUUUGCCUCACCCCUAGACGGUGAGCCAGACUUCCUGUCUCGCCAGGUGCCCAUCAAGGUCCGUGGAACCUCACUGGAUGGGACCAGUGUCCCCUCACCCUGCCUCCUGGAGCAGAGGAACAGUCUGAAGGAGAUCAACGGAGCAGACAAAUCACCUAGAUAUGGAGAGACACCGGAGGUUACCACGGCUGUCCAAACAUUAUCCCCAGGUCCUGCAGCAGCCGGUCGUGACGUGAUGACUCCUCUAUAUGACCCUCUGGGGGCCCGGGCCACCAAUGACCUGGUCCUCCGCAGGGCUCGCCAUCAGCAUUUGUCUGGUGAUGGAGAGAAACGCAACUCCAGACACGGAAACAAGGUCAUCAAGUCAGCCUCUGCCACGGCUCUGUCUGUCAUCAUACCAUCAGUGGAGCAGCAUGGCGGCUUCUCUCCACUGGCCAGCCCCAUGUCUCCCCACUCUUUCUCCUCCAACCCUUCGUCCCGUGACUCUUCACCCAGCAGAGACUUCUGUCCGGCAGUCAGCGUUCUGCGCUCUCCCAUCACCAUCCAUCGCUCUGGAAAAAAGUAUGGCUUUACUCUCAGGGCCAUCAGAGUCUACAUUGGAGACAGUGAUAUCUACAGCGUGCAUCACAUUGUUUGGCAUGUGGAAGAUGGCGGCCCCGCCCAGGAAGCUGGACUGUGUGCUGGUGACCUCAUCACCCACGUCAACGGGGAGCCUGUCCAUGGUCUGGUCCACACUGAAGUGGUAGAGCUCAUCCUCAAAAGUGGAAACAAAGUGAAGGUGACAACCACGCCUUUCGAGAACACCUCUAUUAAAGUGGGUCCUGCCCGCAAGGCCAGCUACAAGUGUAAGAUGGCCAGAAGAAAUAAGAGGACCAUGGGCAAGGACGGCCAGGACAGUAAAAAGCGUAACUCCUUGUUCCGUAAGAUCACAAAGCAGUCCAAUCUGCUGCACACCAGCCGCAGCCUGUCCUCUUUGAAUCGCUCCCUGUCCUCCAGUGAGAGUCUUCCUGGCUCCCCAACUCACAGCUUGUCUGCCCGGUCCCCGACUCAGGGCUACCGCUCCACCCCUGAGCCCUCAUACCUGGGUGCUUCCUCCCAGAGCAGCUCUCCAGCCUCCAGCACUCCAAACUCUCCCGCUCCCUCUCAGCAUAUGAGGCCCAGCUCCCUGCACGGCCUCUCCCCUAAGCUCCACCGCCAGUAUCGUUCUGCCCGUUGUAAGUCUGCUGGUAACAUCCCCCUGUCCCCGCUGGCCCACACACCCUCUCCCACCCAGUCGUCGCCUCCACCCUUGCCUGGCCACACUGUGGGGAGCUCCAACACCACCCAGUCCUUCCCUGCCAAGCUCCACUCCUCGCCGCCGGUGGUCCGUCCCAGGCCCAAGAGUGCUGAACCCCCUCGAUCACCUCUUCUGAAACGAGUGCAGUCGGCAGAGAAGCUGGGCUCGCCUCUGACCCAGUCCAGUUCUACAGGAGGGCUAGGGGGUCCACUGAGGAAGCACAGCCUGGAGGUGCAGCACUCUGAGUACCGUAAGGAUGCCUUCCUCUGCGAGCUCGGGCUUCAGAGCCUGCUGGAGACCGAAGGGGAAAAUCUGCCUCCUAAUCCUCCACCCCUGCCCUCGUCCUCUACUUCCCCAGAGACUGGUGUCCUGAAGCCUGUGAGGAGACUAGGAAGACAGGAGUCCCCGCUUAGCAGGGAAACACUGCUGGCCGGGAGGGAGCGGGAAGACAGGGAGAGAGGGAGGGAGAGGGAGAAAGAGAGGGAGACUGAUACAGGGAUAGGUCUGGAGAGAUUGAGUCGGGUUGGAGCAACAAUAUCCCAGUCAUCCUUAACAAGAAGACCUCAUACAAGUGAGCUGCCCUUAAAUUUGCAGUCAGGCCCAAGCUCCAGAUUAAGUGCAGAAACCACUAAAGCUACAACUCCUAGCACCCCUACCAAAACAACAGGAAGUCUAGGUGGUCAGAAGGGGCCUGAAAAGAGUCCGACAGACUUAACUCCAAAACAGCAAGACCCCAAAGCAGCCAAAAUUAUGUUAUCUAAUAGUAAAGAUCCCCAGGAGCAGCUAAAGGGCCGAACUGAGCCAAAGCAGGAAGGAAACAACAAGAGUAGGCCUGGUUUACCUGGAGCUGCCUUCACCAAGAGCUCUGCUUCUACUCCAGAUAAAUCCAUCGGCAUCAACGCAACAGUGAUAGCAGGUCCUCUGAGCAUGAGCAAAACCUUUAAACCAUCAGGUAUGGGGGACAACCUGAGAAAGGCCGGCGCAGAGAGCAGUGACUCGAGGACUCCAGAUCUCGGCUCCAAAAGCCCCAAACUCCCAGCUCGCAUUCUCGCUCCCGUCGUCCCCCCACAUGGGCAGCAGCUCUCCCUGGGCAAGGUGAGGCAGGGACUCGGUCCAGUCAACUGCUACCGGGGGACCCUUGACUGGGAGGACAAAUGUCGCCUGGAGGUGGUGGAGGAGCAUUCGCCUUCCCCCUCUCCCUCCCCGACUUCCGUCACCCCCUCCCUCUGCGGUCCUUCCCUCUGUAAGUCACGGCCUGUCUCCCCUGGCGAAAAGACGAGCUUCGUCAGCCAGCUGACCACCGUGGCCAAAAACGUCCUCGGGCCAAUCAAGCUUGGCUCCCAGGAGGGGGCCAAGAGCAAAGAACAGCAGAUUAAGGCAACGGAGGAGAAGCAGGGAGGCACAGCAGGAAAGUCUGACACUCCUGCUGGAGGUCGAGUGGUUGUUGGGGCUGCAGUGGUGACCCAAAGUCCCGCUGGUUCACCGCUAGAGAAGGCUGCAACAGGUAGCAGCCCGCCGAAAAUGUGACCCCAUGGGUCCCCUAAAUGGAACUUUAGUAAAAAAAAAAAGAAAAAUAGAAAAAAGAUGCCUUUUUUGGAAGAACAAUGCAACAGGAG